Messenger RNA from Myxocyprinus asiaticus (Chinese sucker), 2504 nucleotides. RefSeq names its product ras-related protein Rab-37-like. Gene Ontology annotation, cellular component: Golgi apparatus; synaptic vesicle; plasma membrane. The record is from RefSeq and is a predicted model, not a curated record. Lineage: Eukaryota; Metazoa; Chordata; Actinopteri; Cypriniformes; Catostomidae. Bases 387 to 1079 code for a protein of 230 amino acids. Gene Ontology annotation, molecular function: GTP binding; GTPase activity. The transcript is spliced from 9 exons. Gene Ontology annotation, biological process: protein secretion; cellular response to insulin stimulus; regulation of exocytosis.
AGAGACAGCUGCUAUGAUUAUAAUGGACGCGUUGUAGUUUGGACGCGUCGCUCGCAGGGGUGUCAUUUGUCGGUCUCCUCCUCUCAAUUAGACUGAUCAGAUGUGACCACCUGUGGUGUGUGCAUGACUAACAGGAGCCUGUUGCUUGCGCGCUUAUUGCUUUAGAGCGAUCUGUGAUUAUGCGCGUUAUUGAAGAUGAGUAGGACGCUUCGCGGAUAGAUGCAUUUGUGUUCGUCUUCAUUUAUAUUUUCCUCUCCUCGUCCUCCGCCUGCAUGUGAUGAAGUUUGGGCGCGUUUGAGAUGCACUAUGUGAUGCACGAGUGAUUCAGCUAGCGGCGUGUCUAUAGGAGAAUAGCGAAAGCGAGAUUUGCAUUAUUAGUUUCCGCGAUGUCAAUCAAAAAGGCAACAUUGACGGAGAAUGGGGUUAAAAACGGUACAUCAAGAAAUGUGCUGGAACGAUGCGCCUCGGUCAAUGAGUAUUUUGAUGUUUCCUUUAAGGUGAUGCUUCUGGGAGACUCCGCUGUGGGGAAGACCUGCGUCCUGGUGCGCUUUAAAGAUGGUGCCUUUCUGGGAGGCAACUUCAUUGCCACAGUGGGGAUAGACUUUAGGAAUAAGGUGGUGACUGUGGAUAAUAUGAAAGUCAAACUCCAGAUUUGGGACACAGCCGGUCAGGAGAGGUUCCGCAGUGUUACUCAUGCGUACUACAGAGAUGCUCAGGCUUUACUGCUGCUAUAUGACAUCACAAGAAAGACCUCUUUUGACAACAUUAGAGCCUGGCUGACUGAAAUCUAUGAGUAUGCACAGAAGGAUGUGGUCAUCAUGCUGCUUGGCAACAAGUCAGAUAUGGCAGCUGAGAGGGUCAUCACACUUGAGGAGGGGCAGAAGCUGGCUAAGGAAUAUGGAGUUCCUUUCAUGGAGACAAGUGCCAAGACUGGUGUCAAUGUGGAACUUGCUUUUCUUGCCAUAGCAAGAGAACUGAAGCACAGAAGUGCUCAGCAACCGCACGAGCCCAAGUUCAAGAUCCACGAUUACAUCGAGUCACAGAAGCAGAAGUCCAGCUGCUGCGGCAGCCUCAAGUGACCCCAUUCCACAUGUUCAUCAACACGAGAGAUAUUUGUACACAAACGUGUGUGUGUGUGUGUGUGUGUGUAUGAAAUGUGCAUUGUUCUGAUGUGUCUCUCCGCUUCAUAGUCAGGAAUAUAUAGCCAAAUACUGUGGGAUUUAAUGAGGUACAUCACAGUAAUAAUGAGUUUAUGGAGGUGAUGUCUGCUUUACAGUCUGUUUUAAAUCAGGUGUAUACAGUAUUCAGGUGUGUCCCAAUAUUCCAGGUAGGCUACCUAUGUUUGUGUAAUGUGAUUCCCAGACUUUCUCUAAUGAUUAUAAUCUUUAUCCACACACAGUGUAAAUGUCACUCUUAUUACAUUCAUUAUACGCUUUGCAAAUGUGCUCCAACUGGGCAUUGCUGUGGUUUUUAGAUCAAAUUCUUUAAACCGUACGUUUGAGUGUCAGAAUAAAAGCAUACAGUGGCCCCAAAGUAUUCGAUGUCUUUGCAUAACAAAAUAUCAAACCAAGUGACAUUUAUUAAAUAGAUACCACAAGCACACUUUUCAAGCAAAACAUUUACAAUGCACAUUUUAGGUUUUCAAUUAUUAAAAAAUAUUUAUUAUUCAAAAUGAAGACAAAAAUGUAAACCAUUAUUUAAAGGUUCACGGAAUAUGUUCCUAGUUAACGUGAACUACACCCGUAUUAGCCGGGACGUCCCCCUAACUAAAAAUCACCUUAAUGCUCCGCAGCUUAUAAAAGUGAAGUUAGUGCUGAGAAAAGCUAGCAUUAUUUGUUUGUGGAUGCGCAUUGUAGUGUCAACAUUCUUUAAAUACUUUUUUGGGGCCACUUAACUAUAUAUUUCCAAUCAGUAUAUAUCGCCUAGAAAAGAAUCAUAGCACAGCUUGACUGAGUCAGGCCUGAUCAUAACUCAAUGUGUUUAUUUUUGCCCUGCACACGUGCAUGUCACCCACUCAUACCUGUCACAUUCAUUGUUGAUUGUCUGGCACAGAUAUUGAUAUGAAACUGCUACUGAAAUGAAUUGUAAAGUAUUUAUAAUUCGUCUCAUGCGAACACUCAGUUUUCACAGUGAUCACAAAGUGCCAUGAGAAAGUCAUUGUAUCAGCAUAUAUACUGUAUAUUGUUCCACCUACACUUGUUUUGUAAGAGAGGGAUUUUUGGUUUCAAUGUUUGUUUUUCCAUUGUUUUGAAUGUUUGAUAUUUAAAGCCACAGGGUGGCAGUAUUACAUACUGCGAAUUGCAAAUAAACAAUGAGCUUAAUUUUUGUGUUGCCUUGCCUUUGUAAUUUGUCUCUGUCCUGUACUUUUAAACAAAGUUCAUUACUUUUAUGUGGAUAUCGGACAAGAGAAGAUAUACAUUAAGCUGAAUGAGUAAUUGCUUGUGUUGUACUGUUCCUUGCAAGUUGCUUUGCAUAAAAGCAUCUGCCAAAUUAAUAAAUGUAAA